CCCCUCAUGUGGAUUCUGGACUCGGCCGGCGAUUUUCUGGGGGGUAAGCGCGUGUGGCUGCGACCUGGAAAGAAGUACCUCUUCGGUCGGGUCUUGCAGGAUGGAGUACGACACGCCAUUUCGAAUAACUCCAUCUCCCGCAAGCAUAUGAUCAUCGAAGUCGCCCCCGUCAAACCGGGUGAUGGCUCGCACAUCUACGCAAAGUCGGAUAUCACCGUCAGCGACGAGGAAUCGAAGUGCGGAACCACCGUCGACGGGGAGGAUAUCAAGGGCAGGAAGAUUCAGUUGACGCAGGACGAGCAUAUCCUGCGACUGGGAAAAUACAAGCAUGAUUUGCGAAUUAAAUGGGAGCCGACCGUCCUCAGCUUUUCCUUCUCCUCGAAAGACCUCAAAACCCACGACCCGCUAGCCCGCGUCCGAAGCCGACUGGAAGAUCUCGACAUCAAAACCGUCAUCCCCUACGUUGUGGACCAGACAACCCAUGUGGUGCAGAACAAGCGGAACACAGCCAAGGGGCUCCAAGCGCUGGUCAAUGGGAAGCACAUUGUGCAGGAUUCAUAUAUAGACGCGCUGGUGUACGCCGCGACGCCCAGCGACCUCGAUAACCUGGAGUCUCUGUCGCCGUUGGAAGCGGAUUUUGACUCGGCCUGGCCGGACCCGACCGAGCAUCUUCCGCCGCCGGGCAAAGAGGCUGUCCAGAGACCGAAGGAGGCCUUUGCGCCGAACCCCGACCGCAUCAACGUCUUCGAGAGAUAUACGUUUGUGUUUGGCGACUCGACGCAGUUUGAUAAUCUACAAGACGCCGUGACGAACGGCCACGGCAAGGCUCUACUGUAUCGGAUCGAGAAUGGCGCCACCACCGCCGAGGAAAUAGUACAGUUCAUGCGCAAUACGGCCGGUCGAAAUGGCUUGGGCCGGCGGAGGAGCGGUCCGGGCGGAGUGGUACUCGUCCGCUAUCGCGCCAAAAGUCGGUAUGAGGACUGGUCACAGGAGCUGAGCGACCAAGUGGCCGCCAUAACGGAGCAGCGCGUCAUCGAACAGAGCGAAUUUCUGGACGCCAUCCUGGCCAACGACGCGACGUCGCUGUGCACGGCGCUGGAGCCCGCCAGCCAGGACGUAGAGUCCGUGCCGUCGUCCGAGCCGCCGCAGUCUGCACCUUCCCCUACUGCUGACGUCCAGAUGGUGCCGGAAUCUCAAGAUGAACCCCCCACGCAGGCGUCUACGAAAAGCUCCAAAGGACCCCGUGUGCGCAGCUUCAAAAGCAAGAUGAAAGCCUUCGACGACGGCUUCGACAUCAACGCCAUCCCCGCUUAUGCGGACGACGACGCCAUCGAUCCGGCCCCAUCCAUGGAGAUCGACGCGACCGUGGACCCCCCGACGCAACCCGACAGUACGCCACACGAGGAAGAGGAUGUGAUGGCAAAUCUACUACCCGGCGCUGCGGCAAUGAAGCGUCGACGUGCCGAGACGAUGAAGAGCGCCGAGCCGGCCUCCCAGGUGAAGUCCGAGGAUUCCCCGCGACCCAAGCGUCAGAAACUCGACAUCCGAGAAGCCGCCCGGCAACACCGAGAAGCGGAGGAUGCGCAGCGUCUGAAACGUCAAGAGGAGACUACCUCGCUACAGGAUUCCCUGAAGGAUGCCAACGUGGAGCAGCUCAAAGGGCUGGCGAUCGUGGAGGAAAUGGAGGUCCCGUCGCGCCGGGACGCCGACCGCGACACCCGCUGGGACGAUCGAUGGAAUGGGCGCAAGAACUUCAAGAAGUUCCGGCGCAAAGGCGACGGGGGGGCGCCUCGGCAUCGCAUCCAGACGGUGAUCGUGCCCUUGGAAGAGGUGACGCGCAAGGAUUUCGGCAUCGGCGAACACUACUGGGUCAGCAGCAAGCCGACCGAGCGUAGUCAAGCGGAAAGCCGUGCUGCGAGCCACGGCGACAGUCAUCGCAAUAGCGUGGUGAGCCAGGAAGGCCAAGACGGCCAGGAGCCAGAGUCCGCGCCGUCGGUGGCUCGGACGGAGACGCCAGCGCCGCGAAGUCAGAAACGACUUCGCCAGGAGCGAGACAGCGACAGCGAGGAUGAGAUGCGGUUCCGAUUCCGACGGCGGCGAUAGACCCAGAAUGUUGCUGGCAGGUGGAGAGAGCCGAAUAACGCUGCGGGUCCGCCCACAUUUUAGCAGUUGGUCUGGCCUUCGCUUGGCUCUGGGCAGCAGGGGGGAAUUCAUGAGUAUGGAGGAUUGAGGACGUGAUUCCAAGUAGCGAGAGAUCGACUAUCGACUGUUGAUUAUCGACUACCGCGAGUAUCGACAGGGUAGAGCCUAGAGUCCAGAGUCCGAUGUGAGGAGUCGAUAAUUCCUCCAGCGUUUAUUGAAAACUCCUCGCGAUGACGUCGUACAGUCCGAGGGGAGUCGAUAGUCGGUUUCACGGGUUAAUUAAUUUGUUCCCUGGCCUCAUUGACGAGAUAUUAUUAGAAGCGAUCUCAGUAGAUUCUCGAUCGGCGGCGGUUUCACGACGCAGAAUUAAUUGAUUGCGUCCGGAAAGGUUUGCCUGUUCAGCUGA
Molecule: messenger RNA, 2548 nt
Organism: Aspergillus steynii IBT 23096
Lineage: Eukaryota; Fungi; Ascomycota; Eurotiomycetes; Eurotiales; Aspergillaceae
Product: DNA damage response protein RcaA
Exons: 5
Coding region: 7-2103 (698 amino acids)
Biological process (GO): mitotic G2 DNA damage checkpoint signaling; double-strand break repair via homologous recombination
Cellular component (GO): Mre11 complex
Molecular function (GO): damaged DNA binding; protein binding
Source: RefSeq, a predicted model, not a curated record